AUGUCUGCCCUCCGGCGCCGCAUCGGUAACGUCCUACGAGAUUCACCAUCUCCUUCCCCCAGUCGAGAUACAACCCCCGAUCCCAACGAUGAGGUCAAGGUGGUGUCGAAAAAGAAGCUCGAGAAGAUCAGAAAGCAUGGGAGCAGCAAAAGAAGAACCGGGGCUAUCUUCGGACUUGGGGGACUGCUCGGCCUGCUUUUGGCCCUGAUAUUUGCUCAAUCACAAGACGUUAUCAAGCUGGAAGGACUGUUGGAUGUCAAUCUGGAUAGUUUGAUGGAUGUUAUCCCUGCCGGGAUUGUAAAAGAUGUCAAAGACUUGUCCAAGGCUGAAAGAGAAGCCGCCAACUACGACUCAUUCGCAGUUGGUUUACACUUGCAAUCACAGGGUAUCAGAGCACACCAUCCAGUGAUCAUGGUUCCUGGAGUGAUCUCAACCGGGCUGGAGUCAUGGUCCACAGGCGAGAAAUCGAGGCCGUACUUCCGCAAACGACUCUGGGGAUCAUGGUCGAUGAUGAGAGCACUGGUACUGGAUCAGGCGCUGUGGAAAAGGCAUAUCAUGCUGGACAAGGAGACAGGACUCGACCCCCCAGAAAUCAAGCUCCGAGCAGCUCAGGGGUUUGACGCUACCGACUUCUUCAUCACUGGAUACUGGAUAUGGAACAAGAUCCUAGAGAAUCUUGCGACCAUUGGCUACGACCCAACGAAUGCGUUUACGGCCGCCUACGAUUGGCGGCUCUCGUAUCUCAACCUCGAGUAUCGCGAUCAGUAUUUUACCCGGCUGAAGAACUAUAUCGAGGUGGCGCACAUGACAUCUGGUAAGAAGACUGUUCUAAUUUCGCACUCGAUGGGCAGUCAGGUCCUGUUCUACUUCAUGAAAUGGGUCGAGCACAGACAUCAUGGUAAAGGGGGAUCUCGAUGGGUUAAUGAUCAUAUCGACUCCUGGAUCAACAUCUCUGGAUGUAUGCUUGGAACCGCCAAGGGUAUUCCUGCUGUUCUGUCGGGAGAGAUGAAGGACACAGCACAGUUAAACGCGUUUGCAGUCUACGGACUGGAGAAAUUUCUAUCUAAAGAAGAUCGUGCAGAGCUGUUUCGAGCCAUGCCUGGGAUCUCUUCGAUGUUGCCGAAAGGUGGCGAGGCAGUUUGGGGGAACAGCACAUGGGCACCAGACGAUCUACCCUCGUCACAGCAAAACACCAGUUACGGCGUAUUCCUCUCUUUUGGACCGAAGCAAAAUUCGACCAAGCUGCCCGGCAAGAACCUGACAAUGACGGAGUCUAUGGAGUACCUAAUGAAUAUCACCGAGCCAUGGUACCAGAAUCAGGUCAAGGGGUCUUAUUCCCAUGGAGUGGCGCACACAAAGGCAGAGGUUGAGAGGAACGAAGACGACCCCCGAACCUGGCUGAAUCCACUAGAAGCUCGACUUCCUCACGCGCCAGACCUGAAGAUUUUUUGCUUCUAUGGGAUCGGAAAGGCCACGGAAAGAGCUUACUUUUACAAAAACAACGAGAACCCUUUUCAUGGAAAUGUCAAUAUCUCGAUAGACACGUCCAUCACGUCGCCUAAUGGGCGCUUACAGGACGCGGGCUCGGUGGAUCACGGCGUAGUGUUCGGGGAAGGCGAUGGAACCGUGAACCUCCUGUCAACAGGAUAUAUGUGCGCCAAAGGGUGGAAGAAGAUCAAACGAUAUAACCCUGCAGGAGUCAAAGUCACCACCUAUGAAAUGCCGCAUGAGCCAGAUAGGUUCAAUCCUCGAGGCGGCCCCAAUACCGGCGAUCACGUCGACAUCCUUGGGCGAAGCAGUCUGAAUGACUUGGUUCUUCGGGUGGCCGGAGGUAAAGGAGAUCUGAUUGAAGAAAACUACCAGAGUCGCAUAUGGGAGAUCAGCGAGAGAGUCCAGAUCCCCGAACAAGGAUGA
Molecule: messenger RNA, 1914 nt
Organism: Capronia coronata CBS 617.96
Lineage: Eukaryota; Fungi; Ascomycota; Eurotiomycetes; Chaetothyriales; Herpotrichiellaceae
Product: phospholipid:diacylglycerol acyltransferase
Exons: 1
Coding region: 1-1914 (637 amino acids)
Biological process (GO): triglyceride biosynthetic process; lipid storage
Cellular component (GO): cytoplasm; perinuclear endoplasmic reticulum
Molecular function (GO): phospholipid:diacylglycerol acyltransferase activity
Source: RefSeq, a predicted model, not a curated record